Nerophis ophidion (straightnose pipefish) is the source of this 2513-nucleotide messenger RNA. RefSeq names its product proton channel OtopLc-like. The record is from RefSeq and is a predicted model, not a curated record. The coding region runs from base 7 to 1029 and encodes 340 amino acids. The transcript has 4 exons. Lineage: Eukaryota; Metazoa; Chordata; Actinopteri; Syngnathiformes; Syngnathidae.
UCUACAAUGUUAUGUCUUCUCCAGACUGACAGAGACCAAGCCAUUGCUGAGCAAAGCCUACACAAUGGAAACAUCCCUUUUGUCAAGCCAGCAUCUAGCAAAGAAAGAGAAUUGGUUCCCCAAACUCUUAUAACCAGCAUUGAGUGCACAGGAGCACAACUAUCAAGACAAUCUGAGACACCAGUUCGACCCAAAGUACUCCAAGGAACUCAUCCCUUAAAGCCUGAAACUGAACGAGAAGGACGCUCAUUUAAAAUGCUGUCCACCAAGAGUAAGCCAUCAUACUUCUCUGCUGAGAAAGCAAACAUUUCAACUUCAUACUCACAGCCACAGAUGUCCACUUCCUCUCCCACAAUCCACAAAUCAAAACACCACCAUGGUUCCCCACACCCUCCAUUAUUUCCACAUCAUCAAACUGAGAUCCCAGACACCUUUCCUGAUCCUUCUCCUCUAAUCCCACAUGAGCAUAUUUCCCCCUUUCCGCCAUCAUCCUCUUUAAAUUCGGCCCUCACUGUCUCGCCGCAGAGUUCAGCUUUACUCCUCAAUGCCUGCCGAUCGAAGCCAUUACAAAAAGGCUCAAUAUCACCUGUCCUCCCACAGAAGUUACAAUCAUCCCAGUUACUUCUUGAACCAAUCCCAUCAGCGACGCCUUCCCAAUCACCAACAAGCAAUCUAAAGAGCCCGAACCAAUCCCACCAGGAGUCUCUGCUUUUAGAUCAUUCCCUUCACUUUCCUUCAUCGCCUAUAUCAUCCAGCACAAAUCCACCUCAAGGAGGCUUGAAUAUAUUGUUUUCCGGCUCACCUGGAGUCAGCCACUUGCCUAUGAAUAAAUGUGGCUCUAGCUCAUUAACAUAUGCAGACGCCACAGGUUUUAUGUCCUCUACUCCAACGACAAGUGUUGAAUCACUUCCGUCGUAUCUUUUGAAAGGCACACAGGAUCCUUUGAAGGCUGUGGAGAUGGAAGAGGAAGACACACCAACAGAUAGUGAAAGUGACAUGUCCUGUGACAGCCUGGAUUUGACAGCAUAAGACUCUUCAAAUCAAGUAGGAGAGAAUAACAUUCCAUAGAUGUUCCACUGUAUAAACAACAGACUUCACCCUUGCUCCUGAUGGGUGGUGGUUAGGGCCUUGCAUGGCAGCUCCCGCCAUAAGUUUGUCAAUGUAUGUGUGAAUGGGUGAAUGUGGAAGUAGUGUCAAAGCGCUGUGAGUACCUUGAAUGUAGAAAAGCGCUAUACAAGUAUUACCCAUUCAUAACCCAGAGGACAUGAUCUUCCUGAGGAGACCUAAAGUAGACUUUAUUAUCGUAGCUGACUUGGUUUGUUGCUUUAAAAGUUAUUACUUUGCAUUAUUCAUCAAAAGCUUGAAAAUACCCGAGGCAGAGGUGGUAAAGGUGCAAGUGCAGUGAAGGAAAAGAACAAAGUACUUAUAUAGUGCUGUAAUUUAUCCCUAAUGACCUAUAAUGCUUCUUUAAAAGUGUUGAAGCAAAAAUGAUGUCUGCGGUGGUGAGGAUAGUACGUUUGGCCUUUAAUCUUUCUGUUGUUUUUCUACUACUUUUAUAAACGUGGGCCCAUGCUGAUAGAUGCACUUUUUCAAGGUAUUCAACAACAUAAGUACACACUGGUACUAAACUACAUUAAGCUCUAUGCCACAGUCUAACUGAAUUACAGUGGUACCUUGGAGUACAAGUGCCUCAUCUUACGAGUUUGUCAGGAUACGAGCUAUUUUUCUGUUAAAAAAUGGAUGAUAUUUAUUGAAUUAAAGAAAUAAAUCAAAAACAGGUAGUCAACUUGAUGAAGCAGUUGGAGUGUAUGUAGCACUGUUAGUUUGCACCACACUGAAGCAGAAUGAGUCAACAACGCCAGCCAAGGAUGUUUAAAUAUUAUCAAAACGGUGGACAUUUAUCCAUGAAAAUAUGGACAAGCUGCUAAUGGUGUGUUUGACUGAUAAACAGCUGGAAGGAGAUACUGUAUAAUCUGCUUUCCAAGGCAAAUGCCGUGCAUUAUUGUAUUCAUUCAAAAAAGUACUUUAGUUUGUAGUACAUUCUAUUGUAUUGAUUUGCGUGCAAUAUUUCUUAUAUUACAGUUUCUUUUUAUUUUAAAAAGGGAUUUUAUGUCUUUUUCAAGGAUGACCCUUGUCACAGAACCAACUAAAAAUGUAUAUUCCGAGGUACCACUGUAUUUUGCAGCCUUACAAUUGUCUCUGCAUGACUUUAAAGCUAUGCUAUGUUUUAAAACAUGGGUUUGCACUAAUUAUAGUGCUCAAUUGUAUUAUUUUGUCUUAAAAAAACAGACUUGUGGAAAUGUACGGCCUAAUUUUUUGAUGUGGAAGAUGAUAAAUACCCCUUGAAAUCAUUGGUAGAGCCUCUCCUAUAGCGUUCACUUAAAGAGACAGUGCACACUAAAUUAUUACAAGACUUGGGACUCUGGUAGUGUUUAGCGUAGUCCAGUGUUCUAACAUUGAGAUUUGUGUACAGUAUAAUAGAGUGACUUGGAAAAAAAUGUCGUUGUCUUACU